UCUAGCCAAUAAAUCAAAUAUUGAAUCAAGUUCAGCUAAUAAUUUAAACAUUAAAUCAAGUUCUACCAAUAAAUCGAACAUUAAAUCAAGACCAGUAAAUAAAUUAAGUGUUGAAUUAAAUAAUAGAUCAGAUAGUCUCAUUCAUAGCAAAAUCAUGUGUGAUAAUAGUAAAACACCUAAUUAUGAUAAUUAUAACAUUGAUGAUAAUUACAAUAGCAAUGAUAAUUAUAGUAAUGAUGAAAAUGAUGCAAUAACAAAUAAAGAAUCUAUUAUUAAAGAAUAG
Cetraspora pellucida is the source of this 283-nucleotide messenger RNA. The record is from the annotation of a GenBank genome assembly. NCBI's taxonomy places the organism in Eukaryota, Fungi, Glomeromycota, Glomeromycetes, Diversisporales, Gigasporaceae.